Aspergillus bombycis is the source of this 1785-nucleotide messenger RNA. Its product is annotated as Zn(II)2Cys6 transcription factor. The transcript is spliced from 5 exons. Lineage: Eukaryota; Fungi; Ascomycota; Eurotiomycetes; Eurotiales; Aspergillaceae. The record is from RefSeq and is a predicted model, not a curated record. Gene Ontology annotation, biological process: regulation of DNA-templated transcription; DNA-templated transcription. Gene Ontology annotation, molecular function: DNA binding; zinc ion binding; DNA-binding transcription factor activity, RNA polymerase II-specific. Bases 1 to 1785 code for a protein of 594 amino acids.
AUGGAGGAUUCUGGUCCCAAGAGAUACCGUCAACGCAAAGCCUGCGAUCUUUGCCACCAAAAGAAAAUUCGCUGCGACAGGCAAAAGCCCGCCUGUGAAACAUGCCACCUAGCAGGCGAGCGGUGCAUAUUCAGCGUCUGGCAGCCUUCGUCCCGGCACACCCUCCAAGGGCAAUUGGCCGAUGCCAAGGCUCGCAUCCGAGCUCUCGAAGGGACCAUCGCUUUUAGGCCAUCAUGGACUGGGGAUUGCGCCGGCAAGAACUAUUUCCAGAGUCCGUUCGAUCUCAAUGUGGCCAUCGAUACGUUUCAGUGGUACAUACAGUACUGUUGGCCGGGAGUGGCGAACUCGCUGCCCCGGAAUGCCUUCCAUUCUGCUGUCUACUUACAGACUGGUGCCGUCUUUGACCUCCAGCAUUUCCUCCAGGAAGCCAGGCAAACAUUUAUGUCCCAGAAUGCCUUCUAUACAGUCCCUCAGAAGCAAAAAGUUAUACCCCAAUGGCCUAAAGUGGCCUUGGUUCAGCGGUGUAUCGAUUAUUUUAUAAUUAAAGGCCUCUACUCUAUAUUCUCCGUGGUCGACCCUGAGGCUCUGCAAACCCUCAUUGCUAAGAGGACUCUGGAAUAUACCGAAGGAUCGUCUCGAGCAUCCGAUUGGGCUUGUCUGGCCGCUUUUACCGCCCUGAUCGUGCGCUUGCACCCCCAUGAGUUCGCCCUUAUCUAUACCGACCCGGACGCGUAUAUACAAGCCGCCCUCAUGCUGCUGCCGGACCUGUUGAUGGAGACGGCCAAUGUGAGGACGCUAGAGGCUGUGCUUCUACUGACUCUUUAUUUCCUACCCAGCGGCCAACCACAGAAAGCCGAACGAUUCCUCUCGAUCGCUGUAAGAAUAGUCUACAAUCUCGGUGGGAAUCGUGUGACGCCUCCGCGAGAGACCGAGACCGAUCCUAGGAAGCAUAGCCACCUGCGCGCUCUGUUCUGGCACUGCUAUGCGAUCGACAAGGAUAUGUCCCUCCGAAAGUGCGAGCCGCCCUUAAUGCAUGAUAUCGACUGCGACUUGGACCUACCACCAAAUUAUGUACCGAGCUCAGACGAGCAGUUUUUCAAGAAACCAUUAUCCCCAGAUAAGCUCAUCUUCCCUUCCGAUCUCCGCCUGACCUUGAUCAAAGCACGAAUCUACCACUUCCUCUACUCUAAUCACGGACGUGCACAGCCGCAAGCCACGCAGCUGAGGUAUAUCCGUGAACUUGAUCAGGAGAUGAGCGAUCUUAUGGCCGAUUUCCCUGCAGGCUGCCGGCCGGAUGUGCUGGCCAUAGAGAAUGCUCCAGAUGCUUUAUUUCAUGACCUGGGCACGCGUGGCGUGGCUCUUCAUUUAGAGUAUUACUUUUGUCUGGGAAGAGUCCAUGAAGCCAGCAGUGCCUGUGGUAUGCCAUCCACCCACAGCUGGUCUGCGGUGCCAUCAAGCGUGGAACUGUAUCACGAGGCCGCGCGGUCGACCCUUUUGUACACUAGGAGAGUUCCCCAUAUAUUUCCUUGUCAUACCUUCUGGAUACACGCACAGGUUUUAUUGACAGCUGUUCUAAACCUAUUUUGGUAUCUAAUCCAAUAUCCUACAGCCCAGUCAUUUUGUGCAGACCUUGAAAUUCUAGAACAUAUAAGGCAGAUGUUCAUCGGCCUCAUUCGCACGGGCGAUAGUGCAAGGCCCUUUCCGCCGUUCUACAUCACUGAGGCUUUUAUUGGAACACUAAUUGGCCUUGCUAAGCGGUCUUUGGCACGAGCAACUGGAAAAUGA